AGGGUGGGGCUGGGAGGAGAGUGCUGUAGCCUUUUAGCUGGAAGCUAACCGGAGCCUGGGGCUAACACUAGCGACACGAAGGUGGGUUGGUUCACCGGCACGUGUCGGAGUCAGCCCGGUAAAAAUGAUUAACGACACCGAGCGGAGUCACGUUCACGUUUGAAAGCAGCGCUGAUUCCAGAAACCUCAGCAAAAAGUGCGUUCGUUGCUCUGAGCCAGCAUGACGAACAAGGGAACAGCGCCGCAAACUCUGUUCGGGUGUUGCGUUCCACCUAGUGUCUACGUAGGGGACGGGCGUAUUACGUGAACGGAACCAUCUGAUUGGCCGCAUAUCAGAAGGACUACAUUUGAUUGGUCAAAUAAUACUUCCGCGUAAAAAACAGAGCUGGUUUACAAAAAGUUGAUGUAUGACACGGAUGGAAAUGUUGAACCAAACAUUUAUCGCUGUUUUUGACGUGCUUUGCGAUGGGCAUAUCGCACGUCCUGUUAUCGCGAUGACGAUAAUUUUUCGAUAUAUUGUGCAGCCCUAAUUACUGUUCAAUUUUACUUUGCAAAGUGGAGAGACGAAAUGAAUACACACCCAAGCAUCGUUCACAGGAUCUCUCCGGGAACAUCCGUUCUCUGAGGGUUUUUAUUAGCAAGCACACACAACACAACACAUCACAUUACACUCCUAAACUGCUCCGUAGAGAUUCAGGUGGAAAGCUGUUUAACGUAGGGAGUAAAAACAAUACCACAACUCCCUCAAACAAAACCAGCUGCAUUCAGUCAACAUGCUGUUUCCCAUGGGAGUAUAACUGAUAACGCAGACCAGCGUGGUCUGAGGAAGGUCGUUGUCCUCCCUGUUGGACGGGGAGGCUGUCACAGGAUAACACUUGUAUUUUAAUGAAGCAACAGAUGUUUUACUUAUAAGGCAGCUUGAAUUAGUCGGCCCAUUCUCCUCUGACCGCUAGCAUCAACAAGGCAUUUGGCCCACAGGACUGCCGCAUACUGGAUGUUUUUCCCUUUUCACACCAUUCUUUGUAAACCCUAGAAAUGGUUGUGGGUGAAAAUCCCAGUAACUGAGCAGAUUGUGAAAUACUCAGACCGGCCCGUCUGGCACCAACAACCAUGCCACGCUCAGAUUAGCUUAAAUCACCUUUCUUUCCCAUUCUGACCUUCAGUUUGGAGUUCAGGAGAUGGUGUUGACCAGGACCACGCCCCUAAAUGCAGGGUGGUAGAGACGUAUGGAGACGGUCGUUCUGAGACAUGAGACUGUGUGUUUUUGGUGAACAUUAAUGCAGGAGUGUGUAAAACAGCUCAUGUUUAAUUAAAAUAAAAUAAAAUAUUUAUUUAACUUGACAUAAAUUGUAAUGCUUGACUGUUGUGCUACAGCCAUGGGAGGAACAUUUUGGGUCCCAGCCAGAUUCUCUGCUUCCCUGCUGCUCUCUCCAUCAUCAUGCUGCUCCUUGCUCUGCCUCUCCACUUGUCUCUCCUUCACACACCUCCUCCACUUCAGCCUACUUGUCUAAUAUAUUAGCCACAUGUUAGAUUCCCUUCAGUCACCAAUAGGAACGUUGGGAAUAUCACACGUAUCACGGUACAGAUCACUCAGAGGGAACUGGGUCACGAUAAAGAACAAUGAGCAUCUUCAUCUAACGUUACCUCAACAUCUUCCUCGGCUUCCUUCCUCUUCUUCUGAAAAUGCGAGCAGAAAUGAGUCUCGGUGGGAACAUGACCCGACAUGAAGCUGUACGCUGUUACCGAUCUGGAAUUACGCAUUAACGACAGACCACAUUGACUACGUUACUGUUCACAUGUAGCAGCGUGCGUUAGCAUGAAGCUGGUUUUCACAGGUCUGAACUAAAAAUGCCUUCUUCUAACGUAAGGUUCCUUUCUUCCACCUUUUCUCUCCCUGUAGUUUUCUUUAACUCGUGAGAGCAGCGCACCGCACAGAAGCCGGCUCCUUCGCACACGGGGAUAAAUGGCAGUACUGGUUUUUCAAAUUUUGUGUCAGUUUAAGGAAGAAGGAAGAGCUCCUGAAGAACUGAGGCCUCCUUUGAACCAGAAGGACAUGGAGCCCCUCAACAUGAAGCAGGAAGAGGAGGAGCAGCUUGAUGAGAUUAAAACUGAUGCCACCAACAUUUCAUUCUCUGCAGUUUCUCAUCAGGUUAAGGAAGAAGGAAGAGAAGUUCUGUUGUCACAGUUUGAUCAGAACCAACCUAAAGACAGAGAUCUUCCAACCAGCAGCACCACUGACCAGAUGAAAGCAGAAAGUGGUAGAGAGGACUGUGGAGGAGCAGAAACUACCAGGAAUCCAGAUCUAAAUCUUUAUGAAUAUGAUUCUAACUCUUCAGAGACUGAAGUCAGCAAUGAUGAAGAUGAUGACCAGGAUGGCAGCAAUUCUGACUGUCAACUGAAACUCUUGUCAGAUUCUGAGCCAAACACCAAAGAUGAUAACAAAGACUGGAAGGAGAGCAGGUCUUCUAAAUCACAUGUUAAGGCUGUCAAAUCUUUCAGCUGCCCAGAGUGUGGUGAACAGUUUCUCCAUGAGCGGUCUCUCCAGAAACACAUGAGAGUGACAAGUCAUUCAGGACUGAAGUCUUCAAGCUGUUGUGUUGAUAAGAAACGUGUUAGAGUGAAGCAAAAUGUAGACUCUAGCAGGAAAGUUCAGACAAAACUAAAAUCAUUUAGUUGUGACGACUGUGGAAAAAGUUUCAGCUGCAUAUCAUCUUUAAACAGACACAUGAGUGUCCAUACAGGACAGAAGCCUUUUGCUUGUGAGCUCUGUGGACAAAGAUUUACCCAAAAGACACAUUUAAACACUCACACGAGAGUCCAUACAGGACAGAAGUCUUUUGCCUGUGGGCUCUGCGGACAAAGAUUUAGUCAUAAGACAAGUUUAGACACUCACAUGAGAGUCCACACAGGACAGAAUUAAUGAACAUAAAUAAAAUAUACAUUUUGGGACUUCUAAGGGUGUUGAAUGAAAUGUGCUACUGAUCUGGAAGCUCUUAACUAAAAUGAAAGGCAGCAGUUUUAUUAAAUGUUUUGUUUUUGGAGAAGAAAAGGUUGAAAAUGAAAUGUUUGUUUGCCACUCAAGUGUUUUAUUAAAUCUUUGUUCACUA
Molecule: messenger RNA, 3107 nt
Organism: Nothobranchius furzeri (turquoise killifish)
Lineage: Eukaryota; Metazoa; Chordata; Actinopteri; Cyprinodontiformes; Nothobranchiidae
Product: gastrula zinc finger protein XlCGF57.1-like
Biological process (GO): regulation of transcription by RNA polymerase II
Cellular component (GO): nucleus
Molecular function (GO): DNA-binding transcription factor activity, RNA polymerase II-specific
Source: RefSeq, a predicted model, not a curated record